Molecule: messenger RNA, 534 nt
Organism: Protopolystoma xenopodis
Lineage: Eukaryota; Metazoa; Platyhelminthes; Monogenea; Polystomatidea; Polystomatidae
Source: the annotation of a GenBank genome assembly
AUGUGCACCCCGAGAGGACCGACUUCAGUGCAGUCGUUCAGGGCGCACCUUCCUGAAAUUACAAGGGCCACGUAUAUCGUAAUUGUUAGCGAUAUUACUCAUGAUGUUGAUUAUGAAGCUCAUACUAUUGGCAAUUAUUCAGUUCGAGCAUCUAAAGGAGACAUCAUGACGUCAGAAAUCUGUCAGGACAUUGUAGCGCAGCAUAAAAAGUCUCCGGGUAACAAGCAAUAUCACAACGACUUGAAUAUUCCAAUCUGGCGAGCCAGCCAUGCAUGCCCGGGACGACAUAAAAGGCUGAUCACAUCAUCUGCAAAAAAUGGAUGGUCGUUCCCGGACUCUUUUAUGCAACCAGAGGAUGUCCGGCUGUCCACCAGCUCGGUUGAAGGUGUUGACAAGUUUGCAAUCGGAUCGCUUGGCUCUUCCUCAAACAGCGAGGCUGUGAAGGAUGGACUGAGCUACAAGGUCGUCUCGGGCACCUCGGAGCGAAGCGAUCGGAUCCCUCAGGCAAAAAGCUGGGAUACUGUGGGAACAUGA